AUGGCGGAGCCGGCGGCCCAAGGUGGCAAGAGAAAACGUGAGGAGGAGGAGGAGGAGGAGGAGGCGGUGGAAGGGGCUGAGGCGGCGUCGGUAGGGAACGGGACCGCAGGGCCCGCUCGCUUCCCCUUCACCGGCUUCCGCCUCCAGAAGGUGCUGAGGGAGUCUGCGCGGGACAAGACCCUCUUCCUCCACGGGAAGGUGAACGAAUCCUCGGGGGACGGGCAGGACGCCGUGGUGAUCUUGGAGAAAACCCCCUUCCAAGUGGACGAGGUGGCCCAGCUUCUGGCGGGAAACCCAGAGCUUCGGCUGCGGCUGUCCAAUGAUGUCUACAGUAACUACCAGCUGGCCCCACCGCCCCAGCUGAGCGGGGUGAAGGCCACGGUGGUGUUCCCGGCCACGGCCAAACACCUGCAGAAGUACGGACGCCAGGAGCUGCACAUGGUGGAGGAGAGCGGGGAAGAUUAUACCAACAUCACGCUUCCAUACCUGGAGGCCCAGAGCCUCAGCAUCCAGUGGGUGUACAACAUCCUGGACAAGAAGGCUGAGGCCGAACGCAUCAUCUACGAGAACCCGGACCCCUCCGACGGCUUCAUCCUCCUCCCAGAUCUAAAGUGGGACCAGAAGCAGCUAGAAGAUCUGUACCUGAUUGCCAUCUGUCACCGGCGCGGGAUCAAGUCCCUGCGAGACCUCACUGCGGAACAUCUUCCCCUGCUCAGGAACAUUCAGCGUGAGGGCCAGGAGGCCAUCCUGCAGCGCUACGGAGUCGGACCGGACCGACUGAGGGUCUACCUGCACUACCAGCCCUCCUAUUACCACCUGCACGUUCACUUCACUGCCCUGGGCCACGAGGCCCCCGGCACGGGGGUGGAGCGGGCCCAUCUGCUGGCAGAGGUGAUCGAGAAUCUGCAGUUGGCCCCCCGCCACUACCAGUGCCGCACCCUGCGCUACGCCCUGCGUGCCGACGACCCGCUCCUGGCCUGCUUCCGGGCCGCUGCCGGCAGCUGAACUCCGGUGGGAUGGUCCGGGGGUCCGGGGAACUCGGGACAGGGGAGGAG
Molecule: messenger RNA, 1055 nt
Organism: Tachyglossus aculeatus (Australian echidna)
Lineage: Eukaryota; Metazoa; Chordata; Mammalia; Monotremata; Tachyglossidae
Gene: DCPS
Product: decapping enzyme, scavenger
Exons: 6
Coding region: 1-1005 (334 amino acids)
Biological process (GO): deadenylation-dependent decapping of nuclear-transcribed mRNA
Cellular component (GO): nucleus; P-body
Molecular function (GO): RNA 7-methylguanosine cap binding; hydrolase activity
Source: RefSeq, a predicted model, not a curated record